Molecule: messenger RNA, 381 nt
Organism: Desarmillaria tabescens
Lineage: Eukaryota; Fungi; Basidiomycota; Agaricomycetes; Agaricales; Physalacriaceae
Exons: 3
Coding region: 1-381 (126 amino acids)
Source: RefSeq, a predicted model, not a curated record
AUGUCUACUUUGGUGACAUUUGAGCCUUACGGUACCCUCCCGCUCUCGGCAUUUGCGCUCAUCCUCGUGGUUGCCAGUAUUGGAAUAUAUUGGGUUGUGCGCCGGAAUAGACGCAGGAGGAUCGAAUGGGACGUCGAGAUGGUUGAAGCGGGGGAAGGCAGGAGGAGAAAGGGCUCCAUCGUGAUGAUGGUCCCUGUCCUAUCCGUGCUUGUUGGAGGAAUCCCUGCUGAUGGACGGAGGGAACGGGGUAGGGAUAAAUGUUUUCGGAGGGGAAGGUCGUGCUAUCUGCCAUUUUUGCGCACCUCCGAAGACUAUAUCGACAUCAACGGGUGUCUUAUACCCAAUAGUUCAAGAUGCAUGACUGAGAGGGGGAUGUCGUAG